AUGAACAACCUCGCGCUCGUCCUUGAUAGCCAGGGGAAGCACGCAGAGGCCGAGCAGAUUCACUGGCAGACACUAAAGCUGAAAACGAAGGUGCUGGGCCGAGAGCAUCCCGACACACUGACCAGCAUGGACAACCUCGCAGAAGGCCUUCGACACCAGGGGAAGCAUGACGAGGCCGAGCAGAUGCACCGGCAGACACUGGAGCUGAGGGACAAGGUGCUGGGCCGAGAGCAUCCUGACACACUUGCUAGCAUGAACAACCUCGCAGAAGGCCUUCGACACCAGGGGAAGCAUGACGAGGCCGAGCAGAUGCACUGGCAGACACUAGAGCUGAAGGGGAAGGUGCUGGGCCGAGAGCUUCCCGGCACAGUUUCCAGCAUGAACAACUUAGAGGAAGAGACGAACGAUGCAUCCGACAAUAUUGCAUUGCACUCGCAGCUUCUAGAUCAACAACAAGAAUCGAUAAGAGGACUCAGAAGUGCUGGGACCCUCUCCGAAAAAACGUUCCACGAUUCCGCCAUUGGGACGUCCAUAGCCCGAGAUGGCUCGAAUCGGUUGAUAGGUUCCUUGAGCGAGGCUUUCCAGCAGUAUGGGCCUACGACGGAGGGAACGGACGACUUAUCUGAACGUGGUACAGUCUACACGCAGAAUUCAAACGACUCCAUCGGGCAGAGGAUACAUAACUGUGAAGAGUAUCUGGCUGAUAGAUUAUAUCACGACCUGUCGCUCGGGGCUACCGACGAGGAAGAUGUUGCGAGGGUUUCAGACUCCCUACCACGCAUGCUCCGGAUCUUUGCAUUCAAAAUUGCCAAAGAGGGAGAGGGUAAGAACUAUCGAGACACAAUGCGAUUCAUACUUAAGCAUCGAAAGCCGGUUGCCAAUCAUUUCAUAACGAAAGCUCUUGGAUCGUCGAAAGAUUCGAAGUCGGCGAAGGCAUUGUCGCCGCCUGCAAUGCCAUAUGACGACAAGGUAAAUGGCUGGCUUCCCAAUUUGCUAGACGACAUACAUGACCCAAAUAUUGCACUCGAAUCCGAAACCCGAGAGGCCAAGCCAGACACAGAUUUGGAGGACGAGGCAUGGCACCCAGAGCAGGACGACUUUUCAAGGUUGGUGACUGAAUCGCGUGCUUAUGAAUGGCUACUAUCGGAGUUGCGGAGUGAAUUGGAGCAUGUGGUUCCCAACAAAUCAGCAAUGCAGGGACUGUCGGAAGCGAUGUUUAGAGAACUCAACGAGAAGCAGCAAUUCAGCCGGAAGUCAACGCCACGAUGUAUUGACGCCGUCUUUGAUGCAGAGUGGUCUCCGCAUUCCUUCUUUGAAGAGCAGGAAUACGGUGUUCCACCAGAAGAAGCUGUUGUGGAGGCGCUGGUCUUGGUAGGAACCACUACACAAGCAGAAGGUUUGGCUUGUGGCGAAUACCUCAUGAGACAGUGGUCAGAGUCGGCACAUGCUUUCAUACAGCAAGUGCAAUCUGUUGUUAGAUCUGCAGAAGGCACCCCGCAUGAUGGAAAGUUGAGCGACGAUACCACGCUUCGAGCCUGGGCCAAGGAUGGUCACUUCACGCUGGAAGCUUGCGGGCACCCCGACUCGGUUGUCGAGAUUGGCGAACAACUCAUGUGGAUCAGCUGCGCUCUUCGAUCUUCAGACUUUACGGAAGUGGGCACUUGCGAGCCUUCAUUGGGAGAGAUACGAACAACCAAUCGUUCUCCCUCAAAAGUGUCAAUGCAUAUUGAAUUGGCAGCCUCACCUAAGCUCGAUGAGAAUCUACAAAGACCAGAGAUUGGCGCUUGUUGGCAAGGACUAUUUCGAAACCCGUUGGUGGUAAGGGGUUAUCCCAUUUCGCUCCGGUGUCCUGACUCCGCACUCGGAUUACAACUGUCGCUAAGCACUCUGAUGGCCCUGGUACCGAACUCCAGGAUUGUUCCCUACAUGGGGAAACUGUUUAUCAAGAGGUUUUCAACACUUCUAGUUGCUGUAAAGCGAGUAGACAACGUCAUUCUGUGGCAUGCUAUUCCCAACGUGGAUGGCAGCUACAUCUACUAUCAUGACAAGCGGGUCAGCGUGCACGACAUCAAGGUGGACUCUUCAAUAUUACAGGAGCUGGCCGAGCUGAAACACGUGGUUGGUUGGACGUCGAGAGCAGACAAUUUAGCAGGUACACCAGAUUGCAAUUGCCGAAUCAAAGGUUCUGGGCUAUCACAAACCCCUUCCCUGGAAGUUGGCCUUGACAAAAUCACGAUUGGCAUCUCGAAAGUUGCCACGGCAAAUGCAGGGGUGGUUCUGGGGUGGAGAGAUAAAUGCAUCAACACACCUCCGGGAGAAGACUUCCAAGCCAACGUCAAAUUCAUCUCGGGAAAGUUUGUGGUCCUUUACGAUGUCGAGGACCACAGGGGGUUCCUUCUAGAUGGUGGUACAGCCCUCCUUUACUUGGUGCGAAUGUCGCUUAUUAAAGAUGAAAAGGAAGGCCUUUUUGGUGACCGAAGGAUAAAUGACAGCAUACAGCUCAUCCGUGGCGAUUCGGCCCCAAGGGUUCGGGCCAUGAACACGCUUUGGCAGAACGCUCUCCUGAAAUUAUACUUCCAACACGAGGAAGAAGGCCGCAGUACGGAUGUUAAGAAGCAGAAGUUUCCACUUCCAUCGAACACUAUUGAGGAAGAGAUCGAAAGCGUCAAGGGGAGCUGGGUACUACUCAGACAUAGAGUUUCUUCUAUCUUGGCAAUGCUUGACCAAGCCAUCAACAAGCAAGGAGACAUGGACUUCAAGUUACAGCUGAACAGCUCCUGGUUUCAGAAUCAGCUACGUCUCGAGGGGUACGACUUCCAGAAGCUGGCUUAUCAUGACAGGGCAAAUGUACAAUUUGCCAUGCUCGGGCCCAACAGCAAAGCGUGGCUCGACUUGGUACGCAAGAUACAAGCCGUCACACUAUUCGGUCGCGGCUUCGGCGAUAUCAUUCGACAUAGCGACUGUCCUGAUGACACUCCAUACAUGUGCCCUGAUUGGAGGUUCGUGCCAAAAGGAGCAGAAUACUUGGCCAUGAGUAAUUCGACCCUGGAGGACAUAUUUGAAAACGGCGACGCGAGCGCAUGGAGGUUGAUUGACCAAGUCUACAUGAGUUGCCCACAAGAUCCGUUCGGACCAUGCGACCGCAAGGGUCAAAGGUGUCGGCGGGAGCACUUCUUGAUCAAUGGCCAGAACAAGAAGGGACCAAAACGUGAGCUGGUGCUGCCAGAACAUGGCGCCGUCAUCAUUGGCCAUAAAGACGGUAUUUCGAGGGGGUUAGGAAACAUGUUCCGAGGUCGACGGGCAGAACUGCCGCCUUUAGAAACUACGGACGGCGGUGAUGAGGAACCUUGUGUGCCUGAGAUCGGUGAAUCGCUACCGCCGUCGGAAAGUUCUCGAUCCGGGGGUACGUCCGGAGCAACUACAUCAUUGGCAACAGCCGGGAGCACCGGUAUUGAAGCGACGUCUACGAUCGGUACAACUAUCGAGCCAGCCCAGCACGCCUUGGAGAGCCCUAGGUCCAUGCGAUCUGAGCGUUCACGAUCUUUGGUGAUACCCGAAGGCACUGGUGUCGAAACCAUCGCUUUGACUGGGGCAAAUUCGUCUGGGGUCUCUGUAGCAGCAGAGCCGUCGGAAAGGUCUCAGCCAAUGGACUCGUCGCAUCUGCAAGCGACAGUGGUCCAUGCCGACAACGUCCAAGAAGCCUCUCAGGUUCAGGACCCGCCCUCCCAUGAGCAUACUACUGUGGCGGCAGCCCCCCCGCCAGGUCCUGGCCAACAACUAUCACACACCGACAACAGCCAGAAUCCGUUGCAUGGCCAAAAAAAGUCCUUUCGAGAAGGGAUGAAAGCGUUUUUCAAAAUGCUCAUCCUGCGACACCUGGAGCGCAGAAAUAUAUAA
Messenger RNA from Anthostomella pinea, 3897 nucleotides. Lineage: Eukaryota; Fungi; Ascomycota; Sordariomycetes; Xylariales; Xylariaceae. The record is from the annotation of a GenBank genome assembly.